AUGUUAAUAUUAUAUUUUACUUUAUUGUUAAAGUUCGCUUUUGCAGCGCAGCCACAAUGUACAGUAGCUGAUGUAAAAAAUUUGCUGGAAGGUUGUGAGCACCUUACAGGUUUAAAUAUCACCAGUGUUGGUGGCACAAUGGUUAAUGACCAUAAUUGCGAUGUCUUACUUCCAAAGCAAGUUUUUCUUGAAGAGCCUUUAUUUCAAUAUCCUCUUGCUGAUUCGAAAAAAUUCUACACGAUCAUUAUGGUAGACCCUGAUGCUCCUCCUCAGUUGGACGGAGAGUUCUUCUUACACAUGCUAAAAUCGAAUAUUCCGGGUCUGGCUCUAAAAGGAAAGGAAAGUGUAAAAACUGUGGGAAUUGACUAUAGAGGGUAUAAGCCACCAACUCCACCUCGCGGAACAGGCCCACAUCGCUAUAUAUCUCUAUUGUACGAGCAAGCCGACGGAAAUAAUUUUUUGCCCUCAGUGCCAUCUAGCCGCAGUCGAUUUACUUUAGCAAACUGGCUUCGGGGCAAAAACCUUUAUGGGCCAGUCGCUGGAACACAGCUCCGAAUACAAUUCUAG
Messenger RNA from Pieris macdunnoughi, 567 nucleotides. The record is from the annotation of a GenBank genome assembly. NCBI's taxonomy places the organism in Eukaryota, Metazoa, Arthropoda, Insecta, Lepidoptera, Pieridae.